ACGCCAUAAAGCGACCGGGCCCGCACUGCAACAGCGAUCGGCGCCCACCGCGUAGCAAUCGCGCCAUGGACUCUCCGAGGAGCUGGCUCGUGGCAGUCGGCUGUUGCUGGGUCAACGUCUUCUCGUUCUGCAUGAUCCGCUCCGCAGCCGUCGUGUACGUGAGCAUCAUCGAGACGUUCCAGACGACGCGAGAAGAAGCCUCCUGGCCAGUGACCCUGGCAGCCACAUGCUACUUUUCUGCAGCCCUGAUAGCAGGUAUACUUGCGAGGCACGUGGUCGUGUGGAAGAUCACCUUUACCGCGUGCCUUGUUGCUGCUAUCGCGGUGUCCUUGUGCUUCUUUGCCACCGGCGUCACCUACCUGGCCCUCGUAUACGGAGUCGUUUACGGGCUAAGCGUCGGUCAGCUCUCCCUGUCAAGCACGGUGAUCAACCAGCACUUCACCAAGUAUCGAGCUGUUGCUUCUGGGCUCAACAUGGCCGGCUUCUCCGUGGGCGGUCUCAUCUUUCCGCCCACAAUCCAGUUCUUCUUCGACGAGUUCGGCUUCCGGGGUGCAUUCUUGCUCGCAGGUGGAGCCAUACUAAACGGAACUGCUGGCACGCUACUGCAGCGCAUACCAGCACCAAAACAGGCUCCUCAGCCUGCACAGGAGUCUGCAGAAGUCGCUAAACAGAACUUUCAAGACUCGGACACUACGGAGGCAGGGCGCGUGUUAUCAGAAACCAGCAGUACGUUGCGCUGUCAAAAUGAAGAGUCAGCCAUCACGAAGCACAACCUGAAGAGCGGCGUGAAAAAUGCGGGUUUUGAGCCAAGCGAACCUGCCGACGGAAGCACCCCGACGGAAAACGUGCACGUGGUUGAAUGCAGCACACGCUGCCUGAGCGUGCAAGAAAACAUUAUUUGUGGGCGAGAUUCCCCCACAACAAAAAGGAGAGCUAACUUGUCAUUGGAUGCAGAGGCCCCCAUCCGGAAUAUUCUUCGCGAAGACUACGUCACGCAAAGCGAGAACACGUGCCGAAAGAGUGCGCCGUUUCCGUUUUCUGUGCAUAAAGCGAAGCUAACGCUCAGUGCAGAGCAGUCUUCCAGCAAGCUCCCAUUAACUGCUGCAGAAGUGCACCCUACAGAAGCGGCGCAGAGUACUUCCGGAGGUGUCAAGUCAGCGCUGCUGGCGGCCAAAGAACUGUUCAGUUUCCUCGCGCUUGCCAAGUACUACGUUGUGGUCCUGUCCAAAGUCGUUAUCGUCACAAAUGGAAUGACGUUUUCUACAGUUAUCAUCGACCUCGCCAUGGACCACGGCAUAAACAGAUGGAGGGCGCUCACUUUGAUCUCGGCGUACACAGGCAUGGACCUUAUGGCCAGGCUCACUUCCGGGUGGAUCACAGACAGAAAAUUUUUGUCCAGGAACGCGUUGAUGGCGUUCUGCAUGUCAGUCUGGACGGCUGCUAACUUUUGCUUCGCAUUUGGCGACUCGUACCUCGUGCUCGUGAUUGUGUCUUGCGUGGCGGGCUGGUGCAAUGGUUCGACGCUGCCGUUGGUUCCGGUGUUGUACAUGGAGGUGGUGGACAUUGGUCGCUUCAGUGUUGCCUAUGGACUAAGUUCAUUCUUAGUGGGACUAACGGGACUACCAAGACCAUCUCUAACAGGCUACUUCAGGGACAAGCUGGGAAGCUACUCGGGCCUGUUCCUUCUGACUGGUACAUGCAGCGCGCUCUCCGCAAUGCGCUGGACGUACGUUACCGUGCGAGAAAAGUGCUGUCGAAACCGACAGAAAGAAUAAAGCUUGUACAGAAUCA
Messenger RNA from Dermacentor albipictus, 1791 nucleotides. The record is from RefSeq and is a predicted model, not a curated record. NCBI's taxonomy places the organism in Eukaryota, Metazoa, Arthropoda, Arachnida, Ixodida, Ixodidae.